AUGCCUUUACCUCAGCCUUUAAAAACAUUGCGAAUGAAUAAUGGACUUCAUAUUCCCACUAUUGGUUUAGGGACUUAUACAAGUCGGUGUCAAAUGAAGUUAAAGAAGCAGUAAUGUACGCAAUAGAUGUCGGAUACCGUCAUAUCGACACUGCUUGGUUUUACAAAAACGAGGAAGAGAUAGGAGAUGCCUUGAAGGAUACAUUUUCAAAAGGCAAAAUUAAAAGGGAAGAUCUUUUCAUUGUUACUAAGCUGUGGAAUAAUUUCCAUGAGAGAAAAAGUGUGGUACCAAAAUUGAAAGAAUCUCUGAAAUUCCUGAGGCUUGAUUAUGUUGACCUAUUUCUCAUUCAUUGGCCAUUUGGAUUCAAGGAAAAUAGUGGUGAUCUUCCACAAGAUGAGUCUUCAUUUAGUGAAGUAGACUACCUUGAAACAUGGAAAGGGAUGGAAGAAUGUGUUGACCUAGGAUUGGCUAGAAGUAUUGGUUUGUCAAAUUUCAAUGAAGAACAGACAGAACGGGUCCUGCAGAACUGCAGGAUCAGGCCUGUUGUGAACCAAGUGGAAGUCAAUCCAAACAUCAACCAAAAAAAACUGAUACAGUUCUGUAAGGAGAGAGAUAUCAUAGUGACAGGGUUUUGUCCCUUAGGGCGUCUUGGAACUGUAAAUUCAGCAUAUCCACAAUCCACUGUUUUGGACCCAAAAGUAGUUGAAAUGGCCUCAAAAUAUAACAAAUCACCUGCUCAAAUAAUCUUAAGAUAUCUGAUCUCAUUGGGAAUAAGUGUUAUUCCUAAAUCUGUAACAAAAUCCAGGAUCUUGGAGAAUUUUCAAAUAUUUGAUUUUGCAUUGGAUGCAGAAGAUACUGCAUAUUUGGAUACAUGCAAUAAAAACCAAAGGGUAUCACCAAUGGCUACCUACAAAGAUCACAAGUAUUAUCCUUUUUGA
This is a messenger RNA of Phaedon cochleariae (mustard beetle), 938 nucleotides long. The record is from the annotation of a GenBank genome assembly. Lineage: Eukaryota; Metazoa; Arthropoda; Insecta; Coleoptera; Chrysomelidae.